AUGGGGGGGAUUAACGUAGAUUUAAUGGAUCGGGAGAGGGACGAUGUCGAUGUGGAAGGCGGGGCUCUCUGGGUGGAGGCCCCGUACAUGGUCGAUACCGCGCUGCCAGCCCCUUGCUGCGGCAGCGCGCCGACGCCUAGCAGCGCGCUGGCGCCAAACGCGCUGGCGCCAAACGCGCUGGCGCCUAACGCGCUGGCGCCAAAGGCGUUGGCGCCAUACGCGCUGGCGCCAAUUACACUGGCGCCUAACGCGCUGGCGCCUUACGCGCUGGCGCCUUACGCGAUGGCGCCUUACGCGCUGACGCCAAACGCACUGGCGCCAAACGCGCUGGCGCCAAACGCGCUGGCGCCAAACGCGCUGGCGCCAUACGCGCUGGCGCCAUACGCGCUGGCCCCAAACGCGCUGGCGCCAUACGCGCUGGCGCCUUACGCGAUGGCGCCUUACGCGCUGGUGCCGAACGCGCUGGCGCCAAACGCGCUACCGCCAAACGCGCUGGCGCCAUAG
Messenger RNA from Closterium sp. NIES-65, 504 nucleotides. NCBI's taxonomy places the organism in Eukaryota, Viridiplantae, Streptophyta, Zygnematophyceae, Desmidiales, Closteriaceae. The record is from the annotation of a GenBank genome assembly.